AUGCACUACUCAUUCCUCACUGUCCUCCCUCUUGCUGCAGUGAGCCUCGCUAGUCCAUUUACUUAUCCCCUUCCUAAUGGUUUCCCAUUUCCCAGCAAUACCGCUCUGGAGGAGCUGUUCACGCGCGCAGGCGGCAAUUUCACGAAUGCCCCGCUGGCACCCAAGUUUGACGACGAUUCCCUGACCAGUUGGAAGUUACAAGCCUUCCAUGAAUUCAUCGAGGUGGCUUUCUUUACCCAGUUGCUCGCCAAUAUCACAGACCGGGUUCCCGGGUACCAGCUGGCGCCGCAGCAUGAAGAUUAUAUCCUCAAUUCAUUGAGGGCCAUUCAAGCACAAGAGGAAAUGCAUGCGUACAAUGCCAACGAUGCGGUGCGACACUUCACAAAUGGCUCGCAUAUCUUCCCCUGCGCCUACCUCUUCCCAGUGUCCGACUUUUCCUCCGCCAUCGCGCUGGCGCAGACCUUUACCGACAUGUACAUCGCCCUCCUGGCCAAUAUCCAGCAGCGCACCGCGCGGAGCUUGGGGUCCGCCUCGAGUUCCAUUAUAUACGUCCUGGCUCAGGCGCUCGGACAGGAAGGGCAGCAGUCUGGAUGGUUUCGCUCUCUGCGGGGCCUGCAUCCCAGCGCCGAGCCUUUUCUAACUUCCUCGACGCGCGAGUUUGACUUCAGCUGGCUGCAGCGCUUCAUUGUUCCUGGCAGCUGCCCCAACUUGGAAGCGAUCCCUCUGCGUAUCUUCCCACCCCUGGACGUCCGGACCCCGGUGCGAGGAACAGGCUCGGUGGUGUUCCGCGUCCCCGGUCCCGUUGACGACAGGACACAGCGUGUGGCAUUCAUCAAUGGCGCAUUGGUGCCAACUGUGGUGCCCUACCGCGUUAUUGGUCAUGUUGCAGAUGGUGAUUCAAUUGUGACAGAGAUUAGCGCCGACUUUCCCUUCGCACAUAACGUGAUGCAUGGCAUGACUUUGGCAUCCGUCGUCGAGAUCGGACAUAAUUUCGUUACCGCAGAAGAUGUGACGAAUGCAACGUUGUACGGACCGGCGGUCAUCCAGGUGGCCUAG
Aspergillus clavatus NRRL 1 is the source of this 1056-nucleotide messenger RNA. RefSeq lists its product as uncharacterized. NCBI's taxonomy places the organism in Eukaryota, Fungi, Ascomycota, Eurotiomycetes, Eurotiales, Aspergillaceae. The transcript is spliced from 2 exons. The coding region runs from base 1 to 1056 and encodes 351 amino acids. The record is from RefSeq and is a predicted model, not a curated record.